AAGUGUGAGUGCUGCUGACAUUAUUCAGAUUGCAGCCACGUAAGUAACACACGGCGAUUGAAAAUGUCUUAUAUCGACUGUUGCUGAGAGGGAUUGGCCUGGUCCUGUCGGCCAUCCCUUACUUUAGAGCAAACAAGCUGCAGAUUUUUUGGGGUUUGGUUUGGAUUUUGUUUUGCCAAAAAAUUGUGCAUCCAAGAUCGUCAUCUGAACAACUGUGCAGUAGCAAACGCAUCGGGAGUUCUUUCUUGAGAUAUUUAAAGCCAUCGCUGUGUUUGAUUCCGAGUUUUGGAAGAAACAGACUGUGCACGGUGGAACACGAUACGAUUGAUCUUUUGUCCUUGACUGUUACCUUUUUUAUUUUAUAUAAUUAUAUAAACACACACUGCUGCUCGCCAAUAUCGGAAGGAAAUCGUCAGCCAAAGACUUUCUCAUGAGAGAGUGCGUGUGGGCAAAAGAAAUUCCCUUAAAGUUUUACUUGCUGGACGUUGCAAAGCAGAUGACAAGAGAGUGAAUGCCAUACUCUUGUUUUAUGAUAGUUUGAGGCUAUUUGUUUCCAGCUGCAAGGAGAAAGACGGCGAGAGAGGAGAGCGGACGCCACCUAGAGUUGGAGGGCGAGGAGUUGAGUUGCCACCUGGUUGGCUUGUCUGCGAGCGCUUCGGCGACUCUUUCUUGUGUUCGCUGCGGCGAAUGCCCCCUCGUAGCCACAAGAACAAAAGCACUGUGAGUUGGCGUUCCACGUUCCGCUUCGAGAACUCCAGUUGAUUGUGUGCUUUAAAUCUGACACAUCACAACGCUCUAUGCAACAGACAAAAACUGUAGCAAUAAAAACAUAGUCUUAACAUUGUUACUCCAAAUGGUGCUUAUCUUAUAAUAAAGAAACCUCUUUUACUCCUGAUUUUUUUUUAUUUGAAAGGAAACUCACUACUGGAUCUACAAGCCUAGACCAAAGUACGAAAAACGAGGGGGAAACGCUCUCACACCCCAUGAGCAUACAGAGAUCCAGUCCAAUCACCAUUGUAAGGCAUGGAAGAUCGAGGCAUAAGACUCACCACGAAUAUGAAGAAUUAUCUUGUGUGAGGACUAGUGACUGCAGCCAGAGUUUCAGCCCGAACCUAGGCUCUCCCAGCCCACCCGAAACCCCUAACUCGUGUCAUUGCAUUUCUCAAAUCGGACAGUAUCUAUUGUUGGAGCCAUUAGAGGGUGACCGCGUUCUUGGGGCAGUGCAUUUGCAUAGCGGCGAGGAGCUCGUUUGUAAGGUAUUCGAUAUUGGUCGAUAUCAAGAAACAUUAGCAGCAUAUUUUUGUUUGUCUGCACAUGAAGGCAUCAAUCAGAUAACUGAAAUUCUUCUAGGGGAACAAAGAUCGUACGUUUUCUUUGAAAAGAGCCAUGGGGAUAUGCACUCAUUUGUUCGCACUUGCAAAAGGCUCAAAGAGGAUGAAGCAGCAAGAUUAUUCUACCAGAUAACGUCUGCUGUAGCCCACUGCCACGAUAAUGGCGUGGUACUGAGAGAUCUCAAAUUAAGGAAAUUUGUAUUUAAAGACGAAGAACGGACACAAGUAAAAUUGGAAAGUCUUGAGGAUGCUUACAUCUUAAAUGGUGAAGAUGAUGCUCUUUCAGACAAGCAUGGUUGUCCAGCGUAUGUGAGCCCUGAGAUCCUUAACACUAAUGGCAGCUACUCUGGUAAGGCCGCCGACGUGUGGAGUCUAGGUGUGAUGCUGUACACAAUGCUUGUUGGACGGUAUCCCUUCCAUGAUGUGGAGCCAGGUUCUCUCUUUAGCAAAAUUCGCCGUGGCCAGUUUAACAUUCCAGAAACGCUUUCCCCACGAGCAAAAUGCCUUAUCCGUAGCAUCUUGCGUCGUGAGCCUUUGGAAAGGCUAACAUCCCGGGAAAUCUUGGACCACCCUUGGUUUGCCUCUGACUUUUCAGCUUCUAGUUCCGGAUAUGGUGCUAAUGAAAAAGAAGCAGUUGAUCAACUGGUACCUGAUGUGAAUAUGGAUGUUGAGUUGGACCCAUUUUUCAACUGAAGUUUAUCGUUUGAGUGGGCGUCAUCGAGAAGAAACAGCAGUUGGUCUUCAUCACCUGAGGGAAUCCUUCCUCAGUUGCAUAAUGGUACCUUGAAUCAACCUAGCUUGGUAGCAGAAGUGGUGCCGAUGUACUGAGACUUUAAAAUGACUAUCAAAGUAGGACUUCUAAGGAUUUACAUGUAGCACAACUAAUUAGGGGUUCUGCUGUUGUUAGAUUGAUUUUUGGAUGAAAUGGCAGUGUAAAAUAUUUGCAGCUUCUCAUCUCAUGGAGCCAUGGAGAAUGCUGAAUACUGCAUUGUAGGUAGUGGUGCAGUACCUCACUCCAUUUUAUAAUGGUUACAAAUCACAAUAAAUAGAAACUUAGCGUCGACACAAUGUAAUACAUUGGCAUCGCACUGUUAGAUUAUUUUCCUUCUCUCAUUAUUCAGGGAAUGUACAAUUCUCCUUUAAGAGUCCUAAUUGUUUCUGAUGUUUUGCAUUUUAUUCAAUGUGAUUCGUAACAAGGAAAAUUAGGUGCACAUGAACCGACAUGCAAUGCGGGUGCUAAAAGGAAGAGUUCUGCUUGUGUUUAUAUGUAGCUAUUUUUCAUUAUCUUGUGUAAUUUUUUUUUCCUGAGUAAACUACAUAUUCUUGUCAGAAAAGAGCAUUAUGAUGCUCAGUUCCCUUGGAGGAAAUAAGUUAUCUGUUGUGUACAAUAUUUUUGAUGCAGCUUGGCAGGAACUAUUAAAAUGAUAUGUCAUACAUGUGACUUUACUGGUAGUGAAGUCCAUAGUGGCAAAUAUUCAGGGUUUGAAGUACACCGACUAUAACUGUUGUACUAGUGUAAAGAAAAUCGUUUCCUUUCUUAAUUUUUGAGUUUGAUAGUGUAUUUAUUUUAAAUCUCAAUAUACUUUUCCACCCCACAACAGUAUUAACUACUUAGUUUUUCAUUUAUCUCCUCACUGCUUUCUAUUCGUUCUUCCAUUAAUUCUGGGUAAUAACUCCUUUAGUUGUGCAGAGAUACUGACACGAAGUUAAGCUAUCCUGGACCUUUCAUUCUUAUCUAACAUUUAAGAUUAAUCAAACUUCAUAGGGUUACUAAUUUUUUAAGUGAGUGCAUACUAAAUGAAACUAUCACAAAAUGAAAUGCAAUUAUCUGCAUUGUUGCAUCUUGUUUAGGGAGCUUAAGAAUAGACAUUUGAGUGCUUUGCAGUUGGUGAGCAAGAUAACUGCAACAAGAGCAUGCACUAUUUGAUCCACAGAAAUGUUUAGCUGGUCUUGCCCCUCAGUAAGUAUUGGGCAUCUUUCUUGGCUUGUAGCAAGGGCUGAGAACAUCUAUGUGCCAGUGUGAAGCCCACAUAAUUGAAUAAUAUCGCAAUGCAGAUGCCUAACUUGCUGCACAAGUGAACAACCAGAGGUGGUCAUCAUUGAGAAUUCUGCAUGGUUUAAUGAAUCCUAAAGCUCCAUUUUUGGAUUGGAUAGUUUCUCUUUUCUAGCAAUUCCAGGUCAUUGUUUUUUUUUAAUUGACUAAGCUGGAUCUUGAAUAUUAAUUUAUGAAAUUAGUUUUUGUCAGAAUUUUGUUUUAAUUCAGUGAGUUGGGCUUCCAUGAUUUGUGAUACAAAAUACUUUCAAUAUCUGGGACUGACCACAAAUAUCUUCCAAUGUUAGAGUCCACUUGUAAUCUUCUGACAUUAAGCCCAGCGUAAUACUGUAUGCAGAAGCACCAGAUGUUCAUUAGAUUGUUUUUUAAUACUUAUGAAGGCAUUGUGUGCCUGGAUUAAAUUUUGUAAAGUUGUACAGUUCAUCUAAAGAGUUGGAAUAUGGUACUUUGACAAUUUGGUAAUUUGUAGUCUUACUACCCAUGGUCAAAAUAUUGUGAAAAUAAGAUGUGACCAUUUACAAAGCAUUAUAUUCAUAACAAGCACAUUGGACCUACAAAGCUGAAACAAGUGGACUCAGAUUAAUCUGUGCCUACAUAAUGUAUUUCAAACCCCGAAUAGGUUGUAGAUUUUAAUUUUAGUUUUCCAGAUUAAUUUCCUUCUGCUUUUGAAAUGCUAAAUAUUAGGAACCUUUUGCCUUGCAUACUUCCCCUAGCCCCACCCUCUAUCCACCCCGUGUUGUCUCCUGUACCUCGAUUGUUUGAUUACUGCCUGUACCAGUUCUGUGAAAUGGUCAUGUUCUUGCGUAGGUAUGCGUGGACUAUGUAGUACGUAUCUGUUAACUUGAAUUUGUGCUUUUAUAGUAUGUUGCAUGUACGUACAGCUACUUGACCUAUUUGGCUUAUGGAUGCUUUUGCCUGCAUUACAGGAGAGCUUGUAUAUGCCAAUUAAAAACACAGAUGAGAAUGAUUAAAGUUCUCCUGGAAAGGGUGGGGGUGGGGGGAGGGGGGAAGCUGCAGCUGAUCUGCCAGGUGUUAAUUUAAACAAAAUCACAAGAAAAUGGGAGUGAAAUCAUAUUCACUCUGCGGAUGGUGCUAUGUUGAGAAGGACUACUUUGUUUUAAAUUUAAGUGGAAGGGGAACAGAGGAGACUGCAUGGUGGGUUUUACUGCCUCUGGUGUUUUGAUUGUAUUGUAUUUGGUUUGAUGUUUUGUCCUAAUCUUCUCCUUCAGUAAAUAAAUUGUGAAUUGCACAA
Molecule: messenger RNA, 4636 nt
Organism: Hypanus sabinus (Atlantic stingray)
Lineage: Eukaryota; Metazoa; Chordata; Chondrichthyes; Myliobatiformes; Dasyatidae
Gene: trib2
Product: tribbles pseudokinase 2
Exons: 4
Coding region: 984-2024 (346 amino acids)
Biological process (GO): positive regulation of proteasomal ubiquitin-dependent protein catabolic process; regulation of MAP kinase activity; protein phosphorylation
Cellular component (GO): nucleus
Molecular function (GO): mitogen-activated protein kinase kinase binding; protein kinase activity; ATP binding
Source: RefSeq, a predicted model, not a curated record